CUUCUGCUUUCGUUGAGCCGCACAUAUCCUCGUUCCCACCCGAACACAUUUUACACCCCCCACACCCCGCCCAAUUUUAUCCCUCGUCCAGCCAUACUCUCAAAAUGGCUUCCAACGCUCCAAUAAAUGGCGUAAAGGUCUCUUCCAUCGACGACCCCCAUAGGAUCAUCCGUGUCAUCGCUACUGAUGGGAAGACGAACGAGCAACGAGAGAUCGCCUACACCAACUGCAAGGUCAUCGGAAAUGGCUCUUUUGGCGUCGUCUUCCAAGCCAAACUCGUAAACGAGCCCAAGGAGUCCGAGGAUAUUGCCAUCAAGAAGGUCCUGCAGGACAAGCGUUUCAAGAAUCGUGAACUCCAAAUAAUGAGGCUCGUGUCACAUCCCAACGUCGUCGAUCUCAAGGCCUUUUUCUACUCGAACGGAGAAAAGAAAGAUGAGGUCUAUCUGAACCUUGUAUUGGAAUACGUCCCAGAGACUGUCUAUCGUGCGAGUCGCCACUAUGCCAAGCUGAAGCAACCCAUGCCAGCGCUUCAAAUCAAGUUGUACAUGUACCAACUUCUUCGUUCUUUGGCCUACAUCCAUUCUGUUGGCAUCUGCCACCGUGAUAUCAAACCACAGAACUUAUUGCUGAAUCCUGCCACGGGUGUAUUAAAGUUAUGCGAUUUCGGCUCGGCGAAGAUUCUCGUGGCUGGAGAGCCUAACGUUAGUUACAUCUGCUCCCGGUAUUACCGAGCACCAGAGCUUAUUUUCGGUGCUACCAACUACACCACCAACAUCGACGUAUGGUCGACGGGCUGCGUGAUGGCUGAGUUGAUGUUGGGCCAGCCGCUGUUUCCUGGUGAAAGUGGCAUUGAUCAGUUGGUGGAGAUCAUCAAAGUUCUUGGGACGCCUUCUCGGGAGCAAAUCAAGACGAUGAAUCCGAACUAUAUGGAACACAAGUUCCCGCAAAUCAAGCCGCAUCCUUUUAACAAGGUUUUCCGACCGCGUACCGCUCCGGAAGCGAUAGAUCUUGUCCAGAGGUUGCUGGAAUACACGCCAGCUGCGCGCCUGAGCGCUGUGGAAGCAAUGGUUCAUCCAUUCUUCGAUGAGUUGCGGGCCGACGGAGUGAAGAUGCCCAACGGCAGAGACUUCCCCCCUCUGUUCAACUUCACGCGGGAGGAGCUGUCUGUAAGGCCGGACCUGAUCCGGCAAUUGGUACCGCCACACUGUGAAGUGGAACUACGCUCACGAUCGAUCAAUCUGGAUGCAUUCGAGCCGAUACCUCUCGAGCAGUUGAAGCUCACGCUUGACUGAUGAUACUCAGGAAAGGGGAGCUGGUAUCUGAAGUGUGCGCACAACUAAUAUAUAUAUGUGGAUCGUAAGCCGGUUUUUCGACGGAAACAGGCUGUUGUUGUCACAGGUUUUG
Pisolithus orientalis is the source of this 1404-nucleotide messenger RNA. Its product is annotated as kinase-like domain-containing protein. The record is from RefSeq and is a predicted model, not a curated record. Gene Ontology annotation, cellular component: cytoplasm. The transcript is spliced from 7 exons. Bases 105 to 1292 code for a protein of 395 amino acids. NCBI's taxonomy places the organism in Eukaryota, Fungi, Basidiomycota, Agaricomycetes, Boletales, Pisolithaceae. Gene Ontology annotation, molecular function: ATP binding; protein serine/threonine kinase activity; protein serine/threonine/tyrosine kinase activity. Gene Ontology annotation, biological process: signal transduction; protein phosphorylation.